CUCGUGCAACUCGGCCCAAUCGGCGAUGGCAGCGACGUCUGAUGAUCCUCGUGCGUUUAUCACCGACGAGGUGAAAGAGUCCCUAACGACACCGGACUUUGACAUGUGGCACUACUCUCGUGAGCAGUGUGUCUACCUCAUCGAGUACAUGUUCCGUGAGCAGGGCUUUGUGGAGGCCUUCCAGAUCGAGGAGGAGAUCCUGGAGACCUUCCUCCACACCGUCCGCCAUAACUACCACGAGACGCCGUUCCACAACUUCCACCACUGCUUCUGUGUCACACAGAUGCUCUAUUGCAUCAUCCAUGCCUGUGAUGAGGUUGAGUUUUUCCUUACGCCGUUGGAGCGGCUGUCUGUGAUGGUGGCUACCAUCAUCCACGAUUUGGACCAUCGUGGGCUCAACAACAACUACCACAUCAACUCGCGAUCGGACCUUGCUAUCAACUACAACGACCAGUCUGUGCUGGAGAACCAUCACUGCGCUACGGGCUUUCGAAUCUUGCAGCGGCCGCGGUGCAACAUCCUACAGCACCUGUCGCUGGAAGACUACAAGUUUGUGCGCAAGACGGUGAUCGCAUGCGUGCUCUCGACCGACAUGGGCAAGCACUUCUCGCAGCGGUCGCAGUGGCGGGCGGUGGUGGCCGAGUUCAACCCGGAGGACGCGACCCACCGCGAGUGGCUCUGUCGGAUGAUGGUGUGCUGCUCGGACAUUUCGAACGAGGUGCGGCCGUGGUGGGUGUCGCGGCCGUGGGCGACGAACUUGAUGGAGGAGUUCUUUGCGCAGUCUGACCGCGAGAAGAUUGAGGGUCUUCCGGUCAUGUCGUUCAUGGACCGCGACCAGGCGCAGCUUGAGGCCGGACAAGUUGGGUUCAUCGAGAACAUCCUGCGGCCGCUGUGGCAGGAGGCGGCGGAGCUUCUGCCGGAGCUGCAGCCAUUCAUCGAGCGGAUCAAUGAGAACUUGGCGCAUUGGGUCAUGUUCAUGCAGCACAAGCGGUCGCAGAUCUUGCUCCACGUGGUGGAGGAGUCGCACAAGCCGGGCAUUUCGUUUAACGCCGGCGACGUCAUUGUGCGGAUGGGCGAGAUCUCGUCCAAGAUGUACUUUUUGCGGGCGGGAACGGUCGAGGUCCGGGCCGAGGACAUGACCACGGUGUGGGAUACGAUGGGCCAGGGCGCGUUCUUUGGUGAGGUCGGCGCGUUCAAGGGCAUUCCGCGGACAGCCAACAUUGUGGCCAAGACGCAGUGCGAGAUCCUGGUGGUCGGGCGCGACGACGUGCUCGAGCUCCUCGAUGGCUACCCAAACCAUGUGCGGUUCAUCGAGGACAUUUGUACGGAGCGGCUGGAGAAGCACGCAAAGCGGCAGGAGGCGGCCGAGCUGGCAGAGCACGACCUGAUCGAGUUUGCAGGAUAACAAUUGAAGAAGAGAAGAGAUUGGACA
Molecule: messenger RNA, 1432 nt
Organism: Thecamonas trahens ATCC 50062
Lineage: Eukaryota; Apusomonadida; Apusomonadidae
Product: cGMP phosphodiesterase
Exons: 2
Coding region: 26-1405 (459 amino acids)
Biological process (GO): cGMP catabolic process
Molecular function (GO): 3',5'-cyclic-GMP phosphodiesterase activity
Source: RefSeq, a predicted model, not a curated record